Molecule: messenger RNA, 1996 nt
Organism: Amoebophrya sp. A120
Lineage: Eukaryota; Dinophyceae; Syndiniales; Amoebophryaceae
Source: the annotation of a GenBank genome assembly
AGGCUUGAAGAUUGUUGAUAGAAUUCGGAUCGACCGCGAAGAUAUAGCGUAUUGGGUUGUAGUCGUUUAGGUGCCGAUUCGAAAAAUUGAGGUUUCCAAUUCCUUUCGAAGUUGUGCCUUAUUUGUACUCGAAUUUAUUAUAGGGAGAACGAGAAACACAAACACAAUUCGUAACCAUGUCCACCAGCAACCUGGCCGCAAAGCUCCGCAAGCUGUAUGGUGAGGCGCCCACCGACAGCACGGCCGCACUGGAGCAGCACGACAGCCUCCUGGAUGCCCCGUCCCUGAAGAAGCGAAAAGUCGACGCGAGCUUGCUCAACCUCGGCGGAAAUGAUCAAAAGACAAGCAGCAAAGGAAGAUUACGCCUCCGCGCCGACAUCCCGAACUUGGUGCCGAGUGCGAAGGUGAGCAGGAGAGAGUUGGAGCAGGACGAUGGGAUGUUGAGUAGUGCUGACGAGCAGUCCUCUUCGGCGGAGCUGGAAUUUGUCAGUGGCGACGAAGUAGAGGGCGGCGAGGACGGCACUUCGAGUGAAGAUGAUCUGCAAGAAAAAGGCUCGUCCUCUGAACUGGAGGACAACGAUUUCAAGAGCGAAGCCAGCGAAAUCUCCUCCGACGAUGCUCCCAUCGAACAGAAAACCACGUCCCACGGUGCGCAAGCUGUCGCUCCGCGUGGCGGUAUUAAACAUGGAGCGGAAGAAGAAGAUGACCAGAGUGACAAAAAGCGGCAGCCCCUUUUCGCCAUCAACGCAGACCUGCAGAAGCAGUACGAGGAAGCGACGAAACCGAAAAAGUUCACGUUGAUCAAGAAGAUCGGUGACAGCACGGUGAACAGCGGCGAAAAGUUCGCGCCCCAGGCUGUGAGGACGCAGGUGAACUUCUUCAAGAAGUUGCAGAAGCUGCGGAUUUUGCUGGAGCCAAGUCUGAAAAGGGUCCGAGAUGCUGGUGUGGGGGCCACGAACAAGGCAAGCGAAAUUGAAAGGCAGAAAUCCCAGCACGACCAGCUGUUAAAACUGAAGUCCGAACUGCAGCAGCUGCAGGUAAGUUCGCUCCCGGAGGAGUGGCAAGUUGGACGAGCAGAACUACAAGCGACAUCAAACAAUGCAACUUCUCAGACGAAAGCGGUACUGCCUCGUCUUCCAGAAGUAGAGCAAGUCGUGACGAGUUGCGUCGACGCUCUGGAGCAGACCCGGCAGGAGACGCAGGUGACAGUGAAGGGCGAGAAAGCGUUCAAGGUCCUGGAUCAGAGCAUCCCCGCACAGAUCCGCAACGCGCUCUUGGACAAGAAUUGGGAGAAGAAGGUGCACCCGAAAAAAGCGGCAGAGGACAGGACAAGUGCAGCUUCGACCACACCAGCCACAGGCACGACUUCCGCUCUUAAAAAUCAAGAUGAGGACUUGCUCGAUCGGAGGUUCUAUGACGACCGGGACUUCUACGCGCAAAUGCUGCAAGACAUAGUCUCAGCUGGUUGUACGGCGACAAAAGGAGACGAUACAAGCGGAAGGAACUUGAUUACCUCCGCGGCAACGGAGAGCGCAAAUUCCAAGAGCAAAGCGCUGAACUCCAAGAAGAAUUUGCACUACGAUCGCCGGGCCUCGAAGGGGAGGAAAAUUCGCUACGUACCGAUCGAGAAGCUGCAGAACUUCAUGACGGCCAGGAGUGUCGUCGAACAAAUGAACGAUACGUUAGUGGAGCAAAUGAUGAGAAGUCUGUUUCGCUAACAUGCAAACUUUAGCGUUGGUGCGGCAAGAUCAGGAAAUUGUAUCAUCACGAGGAGCAGGAAGAUCAUUCUUGCAGCAGUCUGGUGAAGAGGUUGUGAUGUUGGGAUCACGUAGUUCUCAUCAACAUGAACGACGCAGAGCUAAAUGUCAUCGCAAAACAUGUUGAGACGACGUCCUUCUCCUUGCGCUCUUCGGAGGUCGUAGGGUACUUCUCUACUACAUGCAAAACCGUACUAGAUAUCGCUCAUCCAGAUGAACUUACUGCAACUUAAGUAUGC